This is a messenger RNA of Scheffersomyces amazonensis, 1475 nucleotides long. It is a transcript of the gene VPS4, whose product is annotated as AAA family ATPase. Gene Ontology annotation, molecular function: ATP hydrolysis activity; ATP binding. The transcript has a single exon. Gene Ontology annotation, biological process: vacuole organization; endosomal transport. Bases 106 to 1410 code for a protein of 434 amino acids. NCBI's taxonomy places the organism in Eukaryota, Fungi, Ascomycota, Pichiomycetes, Serinales, Debaryomycetaceae. The record is from RefSeq and is a predicted model, not a curated record.
GGGUUGUUCAAACAUCUGUAACAUUAUAAUUCAAUAUUAUCACCACGUAGUGCAUUUGAAUAAUUAAUUAUAUAGAACAAAUAACAAACAGGUGAGUUGGGAACUAUGUCGGGGGCAUCAGAUUUCUUAUCCAAGGGCAUAGAUUUAGUUCAGAAAGCUAUAGAUGCUGAUACAGCCACUCGAUAUGAAGAAGCAUAUAAAUUGUAUUAUAAUGGAUUAGAUUAUCUUAUGUUAGCAAUCAAAUAUGAAAAGAAUGCCAAGUCCAAAGAAUUAGUCAAGUCUAAAUUUACAGAAUAUUUGACAAGAGCAGAACAAUUAAAGGACCAUUUGGAGAAACAACAAAAUAAGAAUGGUGGAGGCGAAAGCUCGUCCACGAAUGGUUCAACCAAAGCAAAGAAGGAUGGAGCUGGUGGAGAUGAAGAUGAUGCCGAUACCAAAAAGUUGAGAGGUGCUUUGGCUGGAGCUAUUCUUUCAGAAAAGCCUAAUGUUAAAUGGAGUGAUAUUGCCGGGUUGGAAAGUGCUAAGGAAGCAUUAAAGGAAGCUGUCAUUUUACCUGUCAAAUUUCCUCAAUUAUUUGUUGGUAAUAGAAAGCCAACUAGUGGUAUCUUAUUAUAUGGUCCACCAGGUACUGGUAAAUCUUAUUUAGCUAAAGCAGUUGCAACUGAGGCCAAUUCUACUUUCUUUUCUGUUAGUUCAUCUGAUUUAGUUUCUAAAUGGAUGGGAGAAUCUGAAAGAUUAGUUAAACAAUUAUUCACUAUGGCUAGAGAAAAUAAACCGUCUAUUAUCUUUAUUGAUGAAGUUGAUGCUCUUUGUGGUCCAAGAGGUGAAGGAGAAAGUGAAGCCCUGAGAAGAAUUAAGACUGAAUUAUUGGUUCAAAUGAAUGGGGUUGGGAAUGAUUCUGCUGGUGUAUUAGUUUUAGGUGCCACAAAUAUUCCUUGGCAAUUGGAUGCUGCCAUUAGAAGAAGAUUUGAAAGAAGAAUUUAUAUAUCAUUACCUGAUGUGGAAGCUAGAACUCGAAUGUUUGAAUUGAAUAUAGGAGAAGUACCCUGUGAAUGUACCAAUCAAGAUUAUAAAUUAUUAGCAGAAAUGACUGAUGGUUAUUCUGGUCAUGAUGUUGCUGUUGCUGUGAGGGAUGCCUUGAUGGAACCAAUUAGAAAAAUCCAACAGGCAACUCAUUUUAAAACAGUUCAGGAUGAUGAUGGCUCUGAGAAAUUAACUCCAUGUUCUCCUGGAGAUGAAGGAGCUAAGGAAAUUAAUUGGAUGGAUAUUGAAACCGAUGAAUUGAAAGAACCACCUUUAACGAUAAAAGACUUUAUUAAGGCUAUUAAGAAUAAUAGACCCACAGUUAAUGCUGCUGAUAUUCAAAACCAUGUUAAAUUUACUGAUGAUUUUGGUCAAGAGGGUAAUUAAUUUAUCCAAUAUAUAAUUGAUAUAUUAAAUCUUUAUUUUGGCAUAGUAAUAUACAUAAUGACUAC